This is a messenger RNA of Pristis pectinata (smalltooth sawfish), 2216 nucleotides long. RefSeq names its product myelocytomatosis oncogene homolog (gene mych). Gene Ontology annotation, biological process: regulation of transcription by RNA polymerase II. Bases 65 to 1117 code for a protein of 350 amino acids. The transcript is spliced from 3 exons. Gene Ontology annotation, molecular function: RNA polymerase II cis-regulatory region sequence-specific DNA binding; DNA-binding transcription factor activity, RNA polymerase II-specific; protein dimerization activity. The record is from RefSeq and is a predicted model, not a curated record. NCBI's taxonomy places the organism in Eukaryota, Metazoa, Chordata, Chondrichthyes, Rhinopristiformes, Pristidae.
GGGAGCCGCAAAUAAAGAGGGGGGAGCGGCGGAGGCCCGGAGAGCGGAGCCGGACGCUGUGACCAUGCCCCUCAGUGCCCCUGCUGCCCGGGAGGUGGAGCUGCAGCUACUGCUGGAGGGGGAGGCGCUGGGGUGGGGCCGGGGCUGUGAGGACCUGCUGCCCACCCCUCCCCAGUCGCCCAAGGACCAGAUGCUGCCCUCCAAGGCGGAGCAGUUGGAGCUGGUGUCGGACCUGCUGCUGGAGGACGAGGAUGUGGGGCAGAGCCUCCUGUGGGGUGUGGAGGCCGGCCUGGCCCAGGACCCUGUGUGGGGCAGCCUGGCCCAGGACCCUGUGUGGGGCAGCCUGGCCCAGGACCCUGUGUGGGGCAGCCUGCUGGCCCAGACCGAGCUGGACUGGCUCACUGACUCCCUGCCCGUCUCCGGCUCCCUCAUGGCAGAGAUCGAAUCCCAGUUCUUCCAGGCUCUCGGGGGUCCGGUGCCAAGGCUCAGCGCCUCCCCACAGCCCGGGGUGGAUGAUGCAAGUUUGGACAGCGAGUCUCCGUUCCCACUGGACGGCCUUUCUUCACACUCCACUGACUCAGAUGAGGAGGUUGACGUGGUGAGUGUUGAGAAGCAGUCUCCGGUGGGGCGGAGUGACGAGCGUGUAGAGGUGACUCCACCAGCGACCCGCUCACAGACCCUGCCCCACAUCAAUCGCUGCAGCCUGGCCAUCCAACAGCAGCACAACUACGCUGCUCCCUCACCCCUGCUUCCUGAGGAUCUGCCCCUCCCAAAACGAGCGAGAACAGACGGCUACCUGCGCACUGCCAAGACCACCAGCUCGAGCCCCGGCCCAAGGGCUGUGGGUGCAGAGGAGGAGCGUAGGAGGACACACAACGUCCUGGAGAAGCAGAGGAGGAACGAGCUGAAGCAUUGCCUGCUGGCCCUCCGCGACCAGCUGCCAGAACUUUCCACCAACACCAAGGCUUCCAAGGUGGUGAUCCUGCAGAAAGCCACUGAGCACAUCGGCCGGCUGCAGAGGGAGCAGCUGAAGCUGCAGACCGACAGGAACCGGCUGCAGAGAAAGCAGCAGCAGCUUAGACACAAACUGCAGCAACUCCACAGGGCAGCCAAAUAGAACAACGAGUGCAGUUGGCCCAAGCUUGCACCCACAGCGAAGGAGCUGCACUCUCCUGCCAGACCUCUUCGUUAACUACUGCUCCAUGUGGUCACAGAAUGUUUGGGGAAGCUGCCUCACCUGGUGCUGGGCUCAGGACUCCUGACCUGCGCUUCCCGAACCGUUUGCUGUCCUGUCAACAAGGCACGUUUGCGGGAGUCUGUUCUUUCCAGGCAGGGAUCGAGGAGAGGAAACUGCCCCGGGUUCUCUGCCCAGAAACAUGAUGUGGAUUUUAUUUGUACAGUUAUCACUUGCCUUCUUUAUUUGUGCCACUGCUUUUCCAGGCUUUUUGAGGAGAGCUCCUGGAACGUUUCAAUAUUUACGUGGGGAUGCUUCCCGUGUCUACAGUUGUGAUGCUGUGUUAUUUUAAACUCUGGUGCCUCAGGCACUGCUGGGGGAGUUUCACACGGCAUUCCCUGCUGUUCUCCAGCUGCAGAUGUUAACAGGGACCAGUGCUCUUGUUCAGGACUCAUUCACCACUGCCCCCACCAACCAGGUCCUGUUGUUUACCAUUCACUGAGUGUCAGCAGCUCCGUCCUCCCUGGGUGUGAGGAGGAUGGAUGUACAGCUAAAGCCCCCUGACCAACUGACCACCAGCAUUUCCACCCCACAGCCAGUGGCAGUCUCUCCCCGACCAAAAUGGCCAACCAUCCGCUCCUGGGCUCAGGUUGCUGGUCAAGGUGAGGUCUUGUCUCCUGAGCAGUUGGUGUUGGGGCAGGAGGUGCACCAUCCGGGCACAGACUGGGUCAGAGGGUGGUUGUGGGACCGUCCUGGAGUGGACCUGAGUGACCACAGCUCCUGUACCAGAAUAGGUUUAAUGUGAUUUUGCUGCUGAUAAUUUACCUUCAGGUUCUGUGCUGGUUCUGCUGCGAUCAGUUUGAGUUGUUAUUGCACAGACUUUGUGGGACCUAUUCUGAGCUUUAAGUUAUUUGUGUUCCUCUCUGAGCACCUUGGGGUGUGGUAACCGAUGUUUAUUUGUUCUACAAAGCACUUUCUGUUUGGCAACCUUGUCACCAACUAUAUCAGUGCUUCACAAUCAAAUAAAACUGCUAAAGUUUAA